Molecule: messenger RNA, 4245 nt
Organism: Ostrea edulis (European flat oyster)
Lineage: Eukaryota; Metazoa; Mollusca; Bivalvia; Ostreida; Ostreidae
Product: peptidyl-prolyl cis-trans isomerase D-like
Exons: 10
Coding region: 45-1157 (370 amino acids)
Biological process (GO): protein folding; protein peptidyl-prolyl isomerization
Molecular function (GO): peptidyl-prolyl cis-trans isomerase activity; protein binding
Source: RefSeq, a predicted model, not a curated record
ACAUUUCGUGCGACUUAUCUUGCACCCGUCAGUCCACUGCAAACAUGGAAAACCCAGAGAACCCACGAGUUUUCUUUGACGUGCAAAUAGGAGGAGAAAAUGCCGGUAGAAUUGUCUUUGAAUUAUUCAAAGAUAAGGUUCCUAAAACAUGUGAGAAUUUCCGGGCUCUAUGUACUGGGGAAAAGGGCACUGGAGAAUCCACAGGAUGUCCACUCCAUUUCAAGAAUUGUCCAUUCCAUAGAAUAAUAAAGGACUUUAUGGUCCAGGGAGGUGAUUUUUCCAAUAAGGAUGGGACUGGAGGAGAAAGUAUCUAUGGAGCCAAAUUUGAAGAUGAAGGUUUCCCCUAUAAACAUGACAAAGCAGGUCUUCUUAGUAUGGCUAAUGCAGGCCCUAAUACAAAUGGGUCCCAAUUCUUCAUUCUCUGUAAGCCAGCACAUCAUCUGGAUGAUAAACAUGUAGUAUUUGGAAAAGUUCUCAAGGGAAUGGGUGUUGUUCGUGAACUGGAGAAUGUGGAAAAAGAUGGAGAGAACCCAAAACUGGAGUGUGUUAUAAGUGACUGUGGAGAGCUUGCCCCUGGACAGGAUGAAGGUAUGUCCACUGAUGAUAAAACAGGAGACAACAUUCCCGAUUGGCCAGAGGACUGUGAAAUAGACUUCAAUAAUUCUGAGAACAAAGAUAAAGUGUUAGAGAUGGUAAAAUCCAUUAAAGACUUCGGUAACCUGUUGUUUAAAGAGCAAAAAUAUCAGCCAGCAAAGAAAAAAUAUAAAAAGGCUCUAAGGUAUCUAAAGGAAGUGGACAACAACAUGGAUUUAAGUGAUGAAGCAAACAAAGAAAUUGAAUCCACAUGUCUAAUUCCUGUGUCCCUUAAUUUAGCUGCUUGCCAUCUUAAACUGGAAGAAUAUGAACAAGCCAUUGAACAAUGUAAAGAAGUACUUGCAGCAGAUGAUAAAAAUCUGAAGGCACUGUUUAGGAAAGGGCAAGCAGAAUAUGGUCGCAAGAACUUUGAUCAAGCUCUGGCUAGUUUAAGUGAAGCAGCUAAACUGGAACCAUCUGAUAAAGGUACUGUUUUCUUUAGUCUUGAAAUCAUUGGCCAACAUUUCUUAUGUUCUAGAAGUAGUAACUUUUCCUUCAAGCAUUGUAACCUUCAUUUCAAAUGAAGGGGCAAGUGAAGUGCUGUGAAUACCUGUAUUUGAUUCACACCUAUUGCUAGCUACAUUUUCACACAGGAGAUACAGUGUAUACUAGUAUUAAAGAAGUAAGGUAGGGAUGUCAAUCUUAUGUCUUUACAUGUAUGAAGUAGAUCCAUUGCCACCCAUGCUAAACAUUCCUGAGUGCUCAAGUAAGCUUCUCCAAUAAAAAGAAAAUUACAAUGUCUGGGUUGAUCUCAACCAAAUUUUCAACAUAAGUAUCCGGAAGUAAAUGGGUUUUUUUUUUUGUUGUUGUUGAUUUUUUUUUUUUUUUUUAUCAAGAUGAGAUAUUUGAAAAUACAUAUUGUGCUAAAAGGAUUGUCUCAGUUAAAAAUCUUCUCAAGAACUGAUCAGCAUAGACAAAACUGUUGAUUGCUUGUACAGUAUGUAUGCAUGAUUAGUGUGGAUACAAGUCAAACCAGUCCGCAAGGGGGGGUGUGUGUUGGGGGGGGGGGGGUGUUGAGGUUUUACAAUGGAAUAUAAAAGAAAAAAUCUUUCUUUCUUUCUUUCUCAAGAAUUUAACAUCAAUGAAACCAUUUACACGUGUAUCAAAAUGUUAUGUUUAACUCAUUAUUAUUCUUUUGUAGUGUAGAUUCCUAUUUGUUGAAUUUGUGCAACCCCAGGGUCAUGAUUGUACAAUUAUUGACAUUUUUUAUGUGAAUACGAUGCUUUAGCUUCCUGAGCAGUGCUGUAUUCACUGAGCCAGGAGGUUGAGGGGAAUUUGUACAGAGGAUUGCUAAAGCAUCAUACUAACCUCAAAAAUGUCAAUUAUAUUAAAUUGUUGUAUUGUAUUACUGAAUAAUUCAAAACAUGAAAACUGGCUACUGGAGUCUAUGAAACAAUACUUGACUGGUCAUCUUUUGUUUACAGCAAGAGUGCCAAGACCUAGUUUAAAGUCAGCGCUCUAGAUGCUAGUUUUUGUUUAUCAUAUGCUUGAUUAUUUUAAAACAUUGACACCAGUUGCUAGAGUUUACCAAACAACACCUGGUCAGUCAUCUUUGUUUACAACUACAGUGCAAGCUUAGUUGAUAAUGAUUAGAGACACAAGUUUUAAUUGGAUGACUGAAAAUUGAUAAUCAAUCCUAUCAAUUUCUUUCUAGUUGAUGUUAGAAAAAUCUGAUAGUAUAUUCACGCUGAAGGCCAAUGUACAUGAAGUUGUUAUUUUCAGAACUAGAUAAUGAUUAAAAAGACACCUAUACAUUUUAAGAUCGAAGUCAUAAUAAGAUAAUUAAUGUCUUUCUAUCCACAUUUUUGUGGCGUGUGGUAUGUUAUAUAAUUUUUAGCCUUCACACUUUAUUCAAAGCAAGUGAUCAUACAUUCUUGAUCUCGAGUUAUAGGUUUAAAACUUAUCCCCAAAAUACAAUGUAUGCAGUAAACUAAAUGAGUGCAUUUGGAAAGUUGUACUACAUUGUUAUUGAAACCAUUGAGCUUCUCUCAAAAUGUUUUGUUGAUAUACAUAAACCAACUGUUAAAGGUAGGCAGUCCGUUCCUAAACGUAAACACUGGCACUGUCACAGCAAUCGGUAUCAAGAAAACAAUCUGAUAUUUUUCAUUUCAGGUAUCCAGAGAGAGUUAGCAAAAGUGAAGAAAGUUAUUGAAGAAUACAAAGCUAAAGAGAAGAAAAUGUAUGCCAAAAUGUUUGCAUGAUCCAUAAGAUCAUUAGAUCUCUGAAAUAAACUGUUAUGUUUGAGAUUAUAGUAUACAUAGACCAUUUCCAACCAUUUGCUUUGGGAAGUAUUUUCCAAUUUAUGAUAUGCCAAAAGGAGUUAUAUGUAAUUUCCUUCAGUGAAAGGGAACGAAAUCAGAAAUUAUUCUAGAAAUGAUUAUUAUACUGACUGUGCAUUUUUUUCUUAUAUGAAAGAUUAGAUUUAAAAAUAUUGGUUUAUAAUGUUGAAAAAUGCUUUUUCUUGCAAACAUUUUCAGUAAAAUAUAGUUACUGCAAACCUCCAGUGAAAAACAGUUUCUUAUAACCAUACUUUGCUAUAUCCAAUAAAAAAAAAAAAUCGUUAUUUUCCUCUCAGAAGGGAAUAAAUAUCAUUUCACAAUAAGUGCGAAUCCGUUAUAGGUGUGAUUGUUGUAAGUGUUUGUUAUAAGUGUGCUUUACUGUACCAUCAUAUUAAUAUUUGUAUUUUCAAACUUUCUCACAUUUCUAAUUAAUUUUUUUUCUGUCAUCUGUCUGAACUUUUACAUAUUUGACAUUUUGUCAAGAAACUGUGGGGCUAAUAAGAAUUAAACAUUGAACAAAGUAGUUUUGUGAAGGACAGGUGAUAUGUUGUUCAACAGAUAGGAUCAAUACAUAAUGCAAUACUUUGAUAUUAGUUUGCUUGAAAGCCCCCCCCCCCCUUUUUUUUUUUUUAUGGAUAUAUUCAGAACAUUGGAAAUUGGGUUAGAUCAUUUAAAAAGAAAUGAUAUAUGGUGGUUGAUUUAACUGUGUUUACACCUUACAUUAGCUUCUCAUGAAUCAGAUUUUUUUUCAAUAUGGUCUGUAUUCUCACAUAGUGCAUCAUCAAAAACCACAGGUUAUUGUUUUAUUCUGUUUCACAAAAAUAGUGCAAUAGAAUGUAAAAAUAACCUGUGGUUUGCGACGAUGCACAUAGUGUAGAGUUUUGUAAAGAACAACUUCAAAGUGCAGAUUCUCUCUUGUUCAAAACAUGAUUCCAGUCAGAGUCUGGCCGCAAUUCUAUAAAGAAUAAGAAAGCUUUUAAAUAAUAUAUCAAAGGAAUAUGCAAUCAUCCAUUCUAAUAUUUGAUUCUUUUUGAAAUAUGGGUGAAUGAGAAUUGAAACUGACUGCAAGUCUGUUAUCAAUCCUAUUCAUUGACUGGAAAUUCAUUGAAUUUUGGUAUGAAGAGGAGUCCAAAGGUUUAAAGAUUCAAAUCUGUUUAGUAGAAGAGUAAGCACUGUGGUCAGUGGGCCUCUUGGUUUCAUCUGUUAUACGCAAUGUUCUAUUGAUUUAUUCUGUUAUUUUCAUUGGACCAAAAUGAAAAAUGGAACAUAUUAUGAAUUUAGUGAAAAAUGUGUCAGAACUUGAGAAAAUAAAGACUAAUUUUGGUUUUCCUAA